AUGGUCACCGUCAUCGACGAAUGGGCCAAGCAACAUGGACCUCUCGUUCACAUACGGCUCUUCGGAAAAUCGGUCAUCAUCAUCAGCUCUUCUCGGAUCGCACAGGAUCUCAUGGAAAAUCGCGCACAAAAUUAUUCAGGGAGACCUGACUUUAUUAUGGCGUCCAAGGCGAUGCAAGGCGGCAUGAUGAUGCCUUUCAUCCAUGCGAAUGAACGCUUCCGCCGGGUUCGCAAGCUAGUCACUACGGAGUUACGACCCGCAGCUGUAUCAGAAUACUUCCAUCCGAUUCAGACCGCUGAGGUCCACCGGCUAGUCCAGUGCAUCACCCAAUCGCCUGAGCGUUGGUCCGAAUACUUGUCGCGGGCAGUAGGAUCAAUUCUGAUGACGGCAGUGUACGACAAACCGUUGAGAAGCGGUCAAGAUACAGAGGGCGCAAUCAAGAAUGUGAUCAAGCUCAAUGAUGAUCUGAUUAAUGCUAUUGAUGGGGGCCAGAACUACGUCGAUUUCCUGCCGUUCUUGCAAUACAUCCCGAACGUGCCGUACAAAGCCCUCGCAUCAAAGUAUUACAAUCUCGCAGAAACGACGUACAGAGGUCUCAUGGAAGACGCAAGACGCAAUCUCCAAGCGGGUCUGCCCGCCAGAGGCAUCGCAGCGCGGCUCCUGCAGUACCAGCACGAGACAGAGGCCGACUACCGGGAACAGUACUGGGCUCUCGGCUCCUUCUACCUCGCAGGCUCAGACACACAGUCAAUCAUGGCGCACAGCUUGAUCAUGGCACUCGCGCUGCACCCCCGUGUGCUCGCGCGCGCGCAGGCGGAGGUCGACGCCGUCGUCGGCGAUGAAAGGUGCCCCACGUUCGAGGACGAGACGCGGCUGCCGUACCUGCGUGCGACUAUCUGCGAGGUGCUACGUUGGCGCCCGAGCGGGCCGACCGCGAUUCCGCAUGCGGUGAUCGAUGACGACGAGUAUGGCGGCUACUUCAUUCCGGGCGGGUCAAUGGUCAUACCGAAUAUCUGGUCAAUGCAUAUGGACGAGCGCGUAUUCAAGGACCCUGCGAUGUUCGAGCCUGAGCGCUACCUCAACAACCCCAGCCUGCCCCUACAUGCAUUCGGAUUCGGUCGGAGGAGCUGUCCUGGGCGGCGCGUCGGGGAGCAUACCCUGUUCCUGAUGCUCGCGACCAUCGUGUGGGCCCUGGACGUCCGCCCAAAGCUUGACUCAAGCACAGGGCGGCCGAUUCCGAUCAACUCGGAUAGGGAGACAGGCUUUGCGUCUGUCGGUUUACUGCGAGCGCGUCCUUUCGCUGUCGCACUUACGCCACGUUCCGAAGAGCGCAGUCGCCUGUUGGCGCAGAUAGUGGAAGAUGGGGGCUUAUAA
Messenger RNA from Rhodofomes roseus, 1374 nucleotides. RefSeq names its product cytochrome P450. Lineage: Eukaryota; Fungi; Basidiomycota; Agaricomycetes; Polyporales; Fomitopsidaceae. Gene Ontology annotation, molecular function: monooxygenase activity; oxidoreductase activity, acting on paired donors, with incorporation or reduction of molecular oxygen; iron ion binding. Bases 1 to 1374 code for a protein of 457 amino acids. The transcript has 14 exons. The record is from RefSeq and is a predicted model, not a curated record.